CGCGAUCACUGCCACACAAACCGCCAUCUUGCUGCCGGUCAGCUGACGCGGGCACGUGGUCACGGGGUUGCAGACACCAGGAUGUGGCGGUUGAUGCUUGGAUUCUUUGUCGUGGCCGUCGCGGCGGCGGCGGCGGGAACCGAGGCCGGGAGCGCGCCCAACAUCAUCAUCCUCCUCAUGGACGACGUGGGUUGGGGGGACCUGGGGGUCUUCGGGGAACCUUCCAGAGAGACGCCAAACCUGGACCGAAUGGCUGCAGAAGGAAUGCUGUUCCCGAAUUUCUACACUGCCAACCCACUGUGCUCCCCUUGUAAGUGACAUUCCUGCACAUACUGUAAACCGACAGUGGCCAGUGCUCAAACAAAGAUUAAAAACACUUUAUAUUUCUGUAGCACCUUCCAUCACCUCGCUGUGUUCCAAAGCACUUUACACCUAAUGAAAGUACAAAAGACUAUUUUUAAAAAUUGAGCAAGAAUCCAGCACUUGACCAUUGAAGCCUGCACCAACAUUGAUCAUGAUUCA
This is a messenger RNA of Chiloscyllium plagiosum (whitespotted bambooshark), 522 nucleotides long. The record is from RefSeq and is a predicted model, not a curated record. Lineage: Eukaryota; Metazoa; Chordata; Chondrichthyes; Orectolobiformes; Hemiscylliidae.